Serpula lacrymans var. lacrymans S7.9 is the source of this 2538-nucleotide messenger RNA. RefSeq lists its product as uncharacterized. Gene Ontology annotation, molecular function: ATP binding; DNA binding; 3'-5' DNA helicase activity. Gene Ontology annotation, cellular component: transcription factor TFIIH holo complex; transcription preinitiation complex; nucleotide-excision repair factor 3 complex. Gene Ontology annotation, biological process: transcription initiation at RNA polymerase II promoter; nucleotide-excision repair. The record is from RefSeq and is a predicted model, not a curated record. The transcript is spliced from 15 exons. NCBI's taxonomy places the organism in Eukaryota, Fungi, Basidiomycota, Agaricomycetes, Boletales, Serpulaceae. The coding region runs from base 1 to 2538 and encodes 845 amino acids.
AUGUCGGGAAAACGUGCAGCUGACGCAGCUUCAUUAGACUUAAAUUUGCCAACAAAGCGUCCUAGAAAGCAAGAUGACGAGGAAUACGGAGAACUUCGCGAAGAAGACUACAUGAGUGAUCCUGCUGCGGACGCUGCUCUCAUUCCUCGUGCAGCCACAAUCAAUUUCAGCGCUUUAACUCGUAAACUCGCAGAAACACGCCGGUCAACUACCGACGUGGAAGGUACAAGCUCAUUAGAUGCCCAUCGUCGUCAGCAGGACAAUUUGGUAUCUCAUAUCUUCAUGGACCAAGACUUCUCGUGGCUACAUCUGAAACCUGACCACGCAUCUCGCCCAAUAUGGAUCAGCCCAGAAGAUGGGCAUAUCAUCCUUGAAGCCUUCUCUCCGAUAGCGGAACAGGCUCAAGACUUUCUUGUAGCUAUCAGCGAACCUGUCAGCAGACCGGCCUUUAUUCACGAAUACAAACUCACUUCCUAUUCGCUGUAUGCUGCAGUUUCAGUGGGCUUGCAAACCGAAGAUAUCAUAGAAGUUUUGAAUCGUUUAUCCAAGGAAUUCAAGCCAUCAAAGGUACCUGUUCCGGAGAGCAUCAUCGGCUUCAUUCGCGAACGAACGCUAUCUUACGGCAAAGUGAAAUUAGUCUUAAAACAUAACAAAUACUUCGUGGAAUCAAGUCACCCUGAAACCCUACAGCUUUUGCUAAAAGAUAGAACCAUUCGGGAUGCUCGAGUCGUUAGUCAAACGGCAGAUAAUAGUAUCAAGGCUGCAACUUUUACGACAGCUAAAGCCCCUGUGAAAGGAAACCUCAUAAUUCCUGGGACGAAGGAGGCAGAGAAAAAGAAGGAUGAAGUUCCUAAUGGUAGACCCGGUGCCCCUGCUGCAGGAAAUGCCGAUGCGGAUCUCUUCACAUCUGUGGUGGGUGUUGAUAAUGAUGAGAUUGAUGAGGACGAUGACAACGUGCAUGCAUUUGAGAUCAGUGAUGGCAAAAUUGACGACGUAAAGAAGCGUUGUAACGAGCUUGAGUAUCCUAUGUUAGAAGAAUAUGACUUUCGCAACGACACCAUCAAUGCUAAUUUAGACAUCGACCUGAAGCCUGCAACCGUCAUUCGGCCAUAUCAAGAAACGAGUUUAAGUAAGAUGUUCGGGAAUGGCCGUGCUCGUUCUGGAAUUAUUGUACUUCCGUGUGGUGCAGGAAAAACGCUGGUCGGAAUUACUGCAGCAUGCACGAUUAAAAAGUCGUGUCUAGUCCUCUGCACCUCCUCUGUCUCCGUGAUGCAAUGGAAGCAACAAUUCAUGCAGUGGUCGAACGUUACUGAUCGUCAAAUUGCGGUGUUUACCGCCGAGUCGAAGGAAAGGUUCGCCGGCGAGAGCGGCAUAGUAGUGUCCACGUAUUCCAUGGUGGCGAACACGCAUAACAGAUCGCAUGAGUCAAAGAAAAUGAUGGAGUUCCUGACUUCACGUGAGUGGGGAUUCAUUCUUUUGGAUGAGGUCCACGUCGUUCCUGCGGCCAUGUUUCGUCGAGUGGUAACCACCAUCAAAGCUCACUCGAAGUUGGGACUUACUGCCACUCUCGUACGUGAAGAUGACAAGAUCGCGGACCUCAAUUAUAUGAUUGGUCCGAAGCUUUAUGAGGCAAAUUGGAUGGAUCUCGCCGCUAAGGGUCAUAUUGCCAACGUGCAGUGUGCCGAAGUAUGGUGUCCCAUGACGCCGGAGUUCUACCGGGAGUACCUACGGGAGCAAUCUCGCAAACGCAUGUUGCUGUAUUGCAUGAACCCUAAGAAGUUCCAAGCAUGCCAAUUCCUCAUCAAGUUCCACGAGGACAGGGGAGACAAAAUUAUUGUUUUCUCGGACAACGUGUUUGCUCUCGAGGCCUAUGCUAAAAAACUUGGCAAACCAUACAUUCAUGGUGGUACUGGCCAGGUUGGCGACACAUCAAUUGAUCUCCCGGAAGCUACGUGUUUGAUCCAAAUAUCCUCCCACUUUGGAUCCAGACGGCAAGAGGCGCAAAGAUUAGGACGGAUUCUUCGUGCGAAACGUCGGAAUGACGAGGGAUUCAAUGCGUUCUUCUAUUCGCUAGUUUCCAAGGACACCCAAGAGAUGUUCUACAGCACGAAGCGUCAGCAGUUUCUAAUCGAUCAAGGCUAUGCGUUCAAAGUGAUCACGCACUUGGAUGGACUGGAGAAUCUGCCCGAUCUGGUAUACCGAACGAAGGACGAGCAGAUCGAACUAAUUUCAUCGGUGUUGUUAGCCAAUGAGAGCGAGGCUGAUCUUGGGUCAGACAUUCGGGCGACUGAGGGUGAUUUGGCAGGAACGGUUACGUCGAAAGACUUUGGACAGAUGAAAUUCCCGGGGGCGCAACGGACGACGGGAACACUGACGGCAUUGAGUGGUGCUCAACACAUGUCGUACGUGGAACAAAACAAGUCGGCGAACAAGAAGCUGGCGCGGGAUGCAGCGCCGAGUCGGCACAAGCUGUUUUCGAGGCGCGAGAAAGAUAAGGCGAGUGCGAGAAAGGAGGCGCGCACAUCAGGUCGGGGAUGA